GUUACUGAUUAGAAGGUUCUGAACCCACUUCUAUCAUUCGUUCAGUUAUGAUUAGAAAAAGAGCACUUAUAUCGGACACUUUCAAAGUCAAGAAACGAAGAAUUGGGAAUGCGACGUUUGGAGCUGUCAUUAAUGAAGAUGAUGGACCUCUUGACGUCAGAGCCUCAUUGCAGUACCUAAUGACUCUCUUCCCUCGGAAGCUCUUCAAUGACAGCCUGCCUCAAAUUGUCCUCAAACACCAACUCUACAGCAUGCACAAUGACAAGACUUUGGUGGACCGACAGUUGAGUGAAUUGAGGGAACAGGGGGAGCUUCUGAUGUUCCAGCUAGGCUUUGACUCGGAUGCAUUUGGACUGGUGUUCAGGACAGACUACAAGGCCAAGGUCUUGACAGGCGAGGAGGGAAGAGUGACCCAAGGGACAGUGGAAAAGUUUCUAGAGAAAGUUUUGCCCGCCUGCUCAGACCUUAGCUUCAACAAAGACAAGAUGCUGAAGGAGUUUCUUUUCACAGAUUCAGAGAUAACGCAACUAGUGAAGUCAGGGGUUUUGACUGUGAGAGAUGCAGGCAGCUGGUGGCUCUCCAUUCCAAACUCCGGAAGAUUUACCAAGUACUUAAUACAGGUAUACCCACAACUUCAGGAAAGCUCUUACGAUUUAUUGAUGCCUGAAAAUCCGUACUUUUGCAUCAUGGCCACCAAUAACACAACUGAACAACUGCACUUCAGAUACGAAGUGGGCAUCGCGUAUUGUACUCCUAGUGGGCUGUGGUUUGUUUAUAUUUAUUGCCAUAUUUGUAUUGUUUAAUUUGCCCGUUGUAAAAUAUUAUGGGUUUAUAAAAUGUAAUUGUGAAAUAAGACUUUUCUUUCUUUUUGAAGUGAUGGAUUUAGUCAAUAAAAAAAACAAUCAGUUUUAUUAAAAUUUAUUGGCUUCCUCAAAAAAAGUGACAAUAGCGUUAUCCAUAAAACUAAAAGGUCACAUUGGCUUGAAGUGGAAGUACAGCCCGAUGCCUGAAUACAACAGUUAACCUCAUUUACUUUUAACCCUCGUCUAACAGUUCAACUAUGUAAAUAUGCAAAAAUAUAUCAAUGUAGCAAUCCUACUUUAAUCUGUUGCAUGCUAAAAGCAUUAAUUACAAAGAUAUCUAGACUUGAAGUGAGAUUAAGGUAGUGUUAAUCAUUUAUAGGAGGUAUUGAACAGUAAUAUUCUAAGUGUUAGUUUUAAAAUACAGUGAGUGAUGUGUAACUUCUGAGAAUAAUGAAGCAAAUAGCUAAUUCACAUGGUUAUAACCAAGGAUGAUUAUAGAUUUCAUUUUUGAGAGUAGCUUUGUAACCAUUUAGAACUUGUGAUAUAGGUGCCUUCCUUCCUGAAGUUUGUUAUGCAGUAGAGAUGCUAAUGCAAAUUGUACAUA
Osmerus eperlanus (European smelt) is the source of this 1407-nucleotide messenger RNA. RefSeq names its product inactive serine/threonine-protein kinase 19-like. Gene Ontology annotation, biological process: protein phosphorylation; positive regulation of Ras protein signal transduction. The coding region runs from base 48 to 803 and encodes 251 amino acids. NCBI's taxonomy places the organism in Eukaryota, Metazoa, Chordata, Actinopteri, Osmeriformes, Osmeridae. The record is from RefSeq and is a predicted model, not a curated record. The transcript has 5 exons. Gene Ontology annotation, molecular function: protein serine/threonine kinase activity.